AUGUCCGAAACCACCUCCGCCGUAAUCGUCACGACAACCCUCAUCGCCUUCAUCACGGGCUUCGGCCUAGGAAUAUACACGAUCCGCGGCUCGCUCAUCUCGCCGGACCUCGCCGCCGAGCGCGCCGCCAACCUGGGCGACCCGGAGGAGAGCGACGAGUCCGACAUCGACGAGGCCGACUCCCUGCUGGACCACGCGCCCAACUGGGCCAACGGCGCCGACGCCGACCGCCGCCAGGGCCUGCGCGCGCGCACGGGUGCGGGUGUGGGUGCGAGUGGGGGAGGGGUGGAGGCUGCUGCCGCGGGGGGUGUGCGGUAUGAUGGCGAGGAGGAGUGCAAGAUGGUGUUGGUGGUGAGGACGGAUUUGGGCAUGACCAAGGGCAAGAUGGCGGCACAAUGCUCGCACGCGACACUCGCAUGCUACAAGGCGCUGGUGCGGACCGCACAGCAGGCGCCGCAGUCGGCCGAGGCGCGGAUCCUGCGGGCGUGGGAGGGCGCGGGGCAGGCCAAGAUCGCGGUGCAGGUCAAGAGCGAGGACGAGCUGCUGGAGCUGAUGGGCAAGGCGCGCGGCCUGGGCGUGACGGCGCGCGUCAUCGCCGACCAAGGGCGCACCCAGAUCGCCGCCGGCAGCAGGACGGUGCUGGGCGUCGGGCCCGCGCCCAAGAGCUUGGUCGACAUGGUCACGGGACAUCUGAAGCUGCUGUAA
Messenger RNA from Chaetomium fimeti, 705 nucleotides. RefSeq names its product peptidyl-tRNA hydrolase PTH2-domain-containing protein. NCBI's taxonomy places the organism in Eukaryota, Fungi, Ascomycota, Sordariomycetes, Sordariales, Chaetomiaceae. Gene Ontology annotation, molecular function: peptidyl-tRNA hydrolase activity. The record is from RefSeq and is a predicted model, not a curated record. Bases 1 to 705 code for a protein of 234 amino acids. The transcript is spliced from 2 exons. Gene Ontology annotation, cellular component: cytosol; mitochondrion.